AUGGCCGAAAUCCGUCGCAAGCUUGUCAUCGUGGGUGAUGGUGCCUGUGGUAAGACUUGUCUUUUGAUUGUCUUCUCCAAGGGUACCUUCCCUGAGGUCUAUGUCCCCACUGUCUUCGAGAACUAUGUUGCCGAUGUCGAGGUUGAUGGCAAGCGUGUCGAGCUCGCUCUUUGGGAUACGGCUGGUCAGGAAGAUUAUGACCGUCUCCGCCCUCUCUCGUACCCCGACUCUCACGUCAUCUUGAUCUGCUUCGCGGUUGACUCGCCCGAUUCCCUUGACAACGUUCAAGAGAAGUGGAUUUCCGAAGUGCUUCACUUCUGCCAGGGACUCCCUAUCAUUCUCGUCGGAUGCAAGAAGGAUCUUCGCAAUGACCCCAAGACUAUUGAAGAAUUAACCAAGACCUCCCAGAAGCCUGUCACCGCCGAACAGGGUGAGGAAGUUCGCAAGAAGAUUGGAGCCUACAAGUACCUCGAAUGCUCUGCACGAACCAACGAAGGUGUCCGUGAGGUCUUCGAGGCCGCCACCCGGGCUGCUCUCUUGACCAAGACUCACAAGAAGAAGAAGGGGUGCACCAUCCUGUAA
Aspergillus pseudotamarii is the source of this 582-nucleotide messenger RNA. RefSeq names its product Rho family GTPase RHO1 (gene rho1). The transcript has 5 exons. The record is from RefSeq and is a predicted model, not a curated record. Gene Ontology annotation, biological process: small GTPase-mediated signal transduction. Lineage: Eukaryota; Fungi; Ascomycota; Eurotiomycetes; Eurotiales; Aspergillaceae. Gene Ontology annotation, molecular function: GTPase activity; GTP binding. The coding region runs from base 1 to 582 and encodes 193 amino acids.